Messenger RNA from Puma concolor (puma), 1029 nucleotides. The record is from RefSeq and is a predicted model, not a curated record. Lineage: Eukaryota; Metazoa; Chordata; Mammalia; Carnivora; Felidae.
AUGGCCUCGUUCCACUCCGUCCCCGUGUGGGGCGUGCGUCACAGUGCGAGCCCGCCACCACAGUGUCCCUUCGCGUGCAUUUUCACGCGUGGCCGCGUCUGGCCUCGUGCGGAGCAUCAUCUCACCAGCAGGCCCCCAGGGCUCCUCUUCACGUGCACCCCCUCUCCCCGCAGCUCCGGUGUGGGCGUGGCUCUGCAGGGUCGAAGUGUCCAUUCGAGCGCGGCCGGUGACAGCCCCAGCAGCACCCAGCCCGCUGUGUCCAAGGCUGGAGCCGUGGUCCCCAAACCCACCGCGCUUCCCAGCAGCCGGGGCGAGUAUGUGGUGGCCAAGCUGGACGACCUCAUCAACUGGGCCCGCCGGAGUUCCCUGUGGCCCAUGACCUUCGGCCUGGCCUGCUGCGCCGUGGAGAUGAUGCACAUGGCCGCGCCCCGCUAUGACAUGGACCGCUUCGGCGUGGUCUUCCGCGCCAGCCCGCGCCAGGCGGACGUCAUGAUCGUGGCCGGCACGCUCACCAACAAGAUGGCACCGGCCCUGCGCAAGGUCUAUGACCAGAUGCCGGAGCCUCGCUACGUCGUGUCCAUGGGCAGCUGUGCCAACGGAGGCGGCUACUACCAUUACUCGUACUCCGUCGUGAGGGGCUGUGACCGCAUCGUGCCCGUGGACAUCUACGUCCCAGGUAGGCCCGCGCGGCCCCCGCGGCAGAGCCCUGCCCACACCCUCCCGCUCCACGGGGCACCUGCACUCCAGAGACAAGCCCGUGGUCGCGCGCCGGUCGCCCAGCUCCGGGCUGCAGGGCCGUCCUGCGGGGCGCUCACGGGCGUGCCCGGCGUCCACCCGCGCUUCCAUCUGCGGACGGGGCCCAGCGGGCCCUCCCACCCACCGUCACCGCGGUCUUGCCUGCAGCCGCCGCUGCAGCCGCCAUCCCCUCCCGGGAGACGAGUUCCGGGAAGUAGCGGAGGUGCAGGCGUGGGAAGGGGCGCCUCCACCCGGCGUGACCCCGCGCCGGGCGUGGCCUUUGCCCACGGUUGA